Messenger RNA from Fopius arisanus, 5429 nucleotides. RefSeq lists its product as uncharacterized. Gene Ontology annotation, cellular component: cytosol. The record is from RefSeq and is a predicted model, not a curated record. Gene Ontology annotation, biological process: tRNA methylation. Lineage: Eukaryota; Metazoa; Arthropoda; Insecta; Hymenoptera; Braconidae. Bases 95 to 4498 code for a protein of 1467 amino acids. The transcript is spliced from 2 exons.
CAAAAAAUGUCAACACACGUGGAGUUGACGACUUGGGACAAACAAUAAUUGUUUCUAUGAUUUGAAAAAUAAAAAAAAAAACGAUCACCGGGUCAUGGAACCGUAUUUGGAACCCUUUCCGAUGGGUGGGUACGUUUUCAACUCCAGGAGGGCCCUGGAAGACCUGGUGAUGAAGAAAUCUCGAGGAGAAGAUGUCUCAAAGACCCUGCGAGAUAUAGUGGCAGCCUGCCGAACAUGUAGUUGGGAUCACGAGUCGUUCUAUCCCCUCAUCGUCGAGCUGCUGAUCCUCAUCGCCAGUAAAGAUCACCAGGACGAAGAGGCACUGCUCUCAGGUCGAAUAAUCUUCAGGAUGCUGACAGUGAGGUACUCCCAGGUAAAGCCACGGGCUGUGACUCACCAAACACUGGAGUUACUAAAAGAAACAGAUGAAAUUGAAUUGAUCAAUGUGAAGAUUGUUCCCCGAGAUCCAGAGCUAUUCAAACUAAUAAUAAUCGACAGUUAUCUUUCUAUGACGAAGAUGCCUGGGCUCAUUCAAUUCUUCCCUAUACUCCAGAGACAUUGUGGCACUUACACCAAAUACACAUUCCUAGCAUUUCGACUGCUGAAACGCUUUCUGAUUUCCACAAGAGGCACUGAUUUUUGGAAUCAAUUAAACGAACCCAUGGAGGGUUUGGGGCCAAUAGCCUGUGAGAUUCGCGUCAGAGAUCUUGAGAGGUGGAAUCCACCCGAGAUAUUCCGUUUGUACCAAUCAAUAAAGCAGGGUACGGAGUUGAAUUUCCUGGAGGAAUUCUGGCGUGUCACAGUAAAGGAUCUGUCCUGGGAGAAUUCCAUGAAAUUCAUGAUUCUCUCGGCGAUGGUCUCAGUCCUGGAGAGCCCUCCUACUCUGAAUUAUUUGGACAUCAGGGCCAUCGUCGAGAGCUUCCCCAAGAGCCACUUGAAGCACCCCUCGACGAAGCUGUACUUUUCCCUGUUGGGCAGGAUGUCUCAGGAAGAUUGGUGGCGGUAUUUCGGCAGAUCGGCUCUAUCAGUUGUCAAGUCGUGGGAGAAGGAGGAACACUGGGGGGCUUUGCAGCUGAUCUGGGAUCUGUGGUUCAGGCCGACUUUUCUGAAAUUCAAUCGCAGAAUGCUUUAUCUUAUUUGGCCUAAUUUGUCCACUUGUACCAUGUUUAUGUCUCAGUCUUUUUUCCUGAAGCUUGUAGUGGAGAAAAAUUACGAACUGUAUCCUCUCUUUGAGUCUGGCAAUCUAUGGGAGGCCAUAAACAUCUGGAACAGGGGGAAGAUCGUCUACCUGAGUCAUCCGUGUGAGUACGUCAGGCUGAAUGGCUUCGCCAUCUGCUGCAGAGGAGGCACAUUCAUGCCUUGCCACAAGGAUAACGAUUACGAAAUAUGCAAAGUAUUUCUGUACUACAAUUCACGAACAGCAUCAGCUCGAUUCAGGAAGGAAUUCCUCGAUAGUUUCAAAAUACUCAUCAAGAGAAUCUCAAAACGUCCCCUCGAAAAAGAAGAGACUGAUUUUUCAGAGUAUCUCCGGAGGUUCGUGUUGAACUGCUUCGAGCCUGGCUCCUGCUACCAGAGAAAGAUAAUAGGCCUGAGUAUCUACGAGAUCCUCCAAAAGUCAAGUAAUUUUUGUCCAUGGACGUCAACCGAUAAGAGGAGUUUCUGGGCCCUGGCGAGGCUGUGCCUGGAUUCAAUUAACGAGAUCAGCUCGAUGGCCUGUGACAUCUGUCUGCAGUUCAGCCCAGAAAUCAUCGAUGAAGACGCUGAAGUAUUGCACGCAGAGGGAUUGACGAAAUUUCAUUCCGAGAACUUCUACGAGAUCUCCGGGGGUAUGAAACUGCUCAAGAUAAGUUGCAGGUGGUUGAACACCUCGAAGUCUCUCCUGGAGGAAGCCAAGCUCCACCUGAAAGGUGCUAAAAUGUUACGCAUCUACGGAUCUCUCAUGGCAAUGCUGGACACAUUAAGCGUCAAGGCUGAUAUCUUGAAGCAGGACCAUGUCCAGGAGCUGGUGGAGUUCCUGGAGGAGACGUCAAAUUUCUUCUUGUUGUCGUUGUCUCCAAAUCCUGGCACCCAGUACUCCUCGUCCUUCGCAGAGAUGGGGAUAGCGAUAGAAGCCAUUAUAACAAACAGUGGAAUGAUCGAUGAAUCCACUAGCUGCAUGCUCUCUCCUGCCCACCAGACAAUUCUCUCAUGCAUUUGGAUGUCACUCGCGACAAUCAGUGAAUUCUGUGAGAAAUUGACAUGCAUUAAUUCAUUGGGGGGAGAAAUCUACAUUCGUCUGAUCGACAUUGUCGUGAGAAUUCUGAUGAGGUGUCGGCAUAAGGGUGCCAUCGAGGCCGCUGGCGUCGCCCUGGGGAGGAUGACGAGUAACAACAACCUGGGGGCUGAGUACUUCCAGGGACAUCUGGAGAAUUUGCUGAGUCUCGACUCCAGGGACGAGGUGGACGUGACGAGGAGAGGAGCAGGACAGACCAUCAUAUUUCAUAAACUCAUUUGUUUUCGAGAUCAGAACAAACGACCUCUCCUCCAUACAGCCGUCGCCAAGAUUCUGCAGGAUCUCAGAGAUUCCCCUGAGACUCGAGAUAACUAUCGAUCUAAUUCUAAAAAUGAUCAUCCAAUAGCUCGACAGCUCCAUUUCUUGAAGAGCGCUGUGCGCGAUAAAUCCCUUAAUCAGAAUUUUCUGGAGUACCUGGAGGAGAUCUUCUUGAUCUGUCUGAUGCAUCUGAAGUCCACUGAGUGGACCAUCAGGAAUGCCAGCCUGCAGCUUCUGGGGGCGAUUAUUCCUAGAGUUGUAGGCCAGGACGAGAGUGAAUGCUCUGUCGAACAUUUCUUCACUCAUUAUAGGAGGUUCGCUGGUCAGACGCUCCAGGAGCUGAGGUCAAGGGACUGCCAUGUCGCUGUCAUGGCUGUUCUUACGUUGCUCUCCAAGAUGACAGUAUCUAAUGAGAACUUGUCUGAGGAUUUCAGGAGAGAUAUUAUCAGGGAACUCCGAGAACUCUUCCAGGAUAAAGUAAUUGGGGUGAGAAAUCUCGUCGCCAAAACUUUCGCUGCUUUUGUGAAUUCUAAAGACGUCCCUGAAGUGAUUCUGGAAAUGACGAGGGAAGAGAGAAAGGAUAGGAAUUACAAUCACUGUCUUUUUAUGACACUGGAGCACCUCAUGACGAGGGCCAGAUGCGAGGGCACUGGAAAGACUGAAACAGUCCUGGAAGCCACUAAAGCACUCCUGCGGAGACUCCAGGGGCUCCUGGACCUCUGGACCAGGGGAAGACUCAACAUCGAUUACAUCGUGGAGACUGCGUUCCUCCAAUGCCUUUUGGCGUCCCCUCAGCUGACGAAUUCUCCUUGUUUCGAGGCUCAGGGAAUUGAGGAAGUGCUCUCAGGGAAAAUUCAACAGCAAGAAGACCGUCCUGGAUUCUGGGAGUUUAUCGAUCAUUUGAUUGAGAUUCAGGUGCAUUUUGGGGAUCAAUCUUUUGGGAAAUGGGUUGUAACAGGGACCAGGUAUGAUAUAUACGUCAUGAAGCAUCCGAAAAUUGUGGAGACUCAUAGAGAUGACAGAAAAAUUCAAGUUUUAGCUUCUGCUUUUCGGGAAAUAUCUGCUAUUCUCGAGGGGAAUUCUGCCCUGCAGGCGUACGGCUCCCAAAUUAUCAAAUUUGUCAUUGAAAUUUUAGAAAAGUGCAGGGAAAUAAAUAUUGAAGACAGUCUGAGAGUUGAUUAUAAAGGAAUAAUUUUGAAGCUGAUUGAUCAUUCGUGUGGACAUCAGAAGAGACUGGGAUAUUUACUGGUCGUCCUGACUCUCUUCGACAAGUACGAGUACCAGACUAAAACUUUGAAUUUCAUUUUACACACGAUUCGCAACGACGAUGACUCAGGAAAAUUCUGGGCCGUGGACUGCCUGCAAAAAUGUCGCGAGAAAAUUCCAGAUUUUUCGUCUCUGGAAAAUAACAUUAAAUUAAUGAUUUAUGCGAGUUUCGCAGCGCUGAUGAACGACGAAAUCCCUGAAAUCCGAGAGACGGCCAAUAAAGUCCUGAUGGAAUUUCAGAUAUUAGACAAUCCACCGGGUGAGUAUUAUAAAGUGAAUCAUUUGGAACAGAAUGUCCAUCGGGUCCUGCUGAGGGCAAUUUUCCUUUUUCCGUCACUUUAUCCACUUGAUCGACGUGAGCAGAUACAGCGUGAUUUCGUGGAAGAUGUCCUGAAUAUACCCACCAGACACCCGGAUAGUCGUUCCAACUUCGAGAACACGUACACAGAUCAUGUAAAAUUUUGUGAUAUUAUUCACUACGUGCUUAUAAAUUACUUGCCGUCAUUUGACGAAGACGAAAUUGAUAUUACCACUAUAAAUGAGACAGGAAUAGACUACCUGGAGGGCUUCGUCAAUGUCAGGAAACAACGCGAUGUUCUAUCCAGUUAUCUAAAUUGUCCAGUUUGGGAAUGGGUGGACAGCAGAAUAUGUCUCCUGAACCGCAUCAUCCGUGGCGAUAAAAAUCCAAUAGUAUUCUUGUAAUAUAUAUAUUUUAUUCACCUAGAAAUUACCUAGAUAACAUAUCUAUCUUAUUCUAAAUUCUGAAUUACGAUGAGGAAUUCUUAAUGGCUAAUAUAAUUUAUUACUUAAAUCUAUAAAUUUUUCUACACUCGAUCAUAAGUCAAAUGCACCAUCAGCCAGUGGUAUUCUCUUGCAAUUGUCAUGAGAAACGUUGGCAACGUGAAUGCAUGGCAAAAAAAAAUACGAAAAAAAAAAAUAAAUUGAAAUGCAAACUCACAAUUUUUUUCCACAAUGCAAGGUUGACUCCCCACAUUCUUGGGAAAUCGAUGGCAAUGUGUGCCCACAUCUCCAGCGAUUUCAUCUCUCGUGUUAUGCUUUGUAAUAUACAGUAGUGCUUCAGAUAUUUACAAUUAAUAUUCAAACUCAGUUAGUCGUGGGGGCUGAGGAUUAUCAGCUGCUCCACAGUGAUUGGGGUGUAUUUAAGCUACUCAGAUAUUCAGCACACAGUAUGCUAACGUUUAUCCUAACUCUAGUAAUUAAUUUCAUGGUAAUAAUUUUUAUACUCGAGAGGAAAACCCAGAGGAUUCAUUGGGGGCGAAUUUUCCUCGGUGAUUCAGCAAAGGCUCGAAUUUAAAUCAGGGGCCAACAGUCGAACGUUUUCCUCGAGCUUUCGAGGAAUAUCUCGGAAUCUGGGAGACUGAUUUUUUAUCUCAGGACAUUUUUUGUGGAGUCGAUUGAGAGCUAGAAUGUAAAAUUACAACAUGCCUCUUGGAUUCCGAGAUAUUCACCGAGAACUUACGUAAAAAAUACCUAAAAUAUAGAGUGAGAAUAUAUUUCAUGUACUUUUUUUGUUCUUUAUCUCCACGAAUGUAAUACAUUUCCUGAAAUAUAUAUUUUCCCUGUGGAUUAUUAGACGAUUAAUGAUUUCAAAUACGAAUUCUCCAAACAAAUA